GCACAUGCGCAUACUAUGGAUUAGGUGGCGGGAAACGCGGGGUUUGGCACUAAAGUAUUGUUGUUUUGGCGCGUUAGACGUAUUUGGUGCAGCUGAAACUUGUAAGACUGUCUUGUGAAGAGUUAUCAUUUUGUAUUUUUCAUUUGAAACUUGCAUCUAAUUUAUAUAAAUAUGUUUGAAGCACGUCUCGUUCAAGGAUCCUUGUUGAAGAAAGUUUUAGAAGCUAUCAAAGAUUUGAUCAACGAGGCAACAUGGGACUGCUCAGCCACGGGCAUCAGCUUACAGGCAAUGGACAAUUCUCACGUCAGCCUUGUUUCGGUAAAUUUAAGAAGCGAUGGUUUCGACAAGUACCGCUGUGAUAGGAACAUAUCAAUGGGGAUGAAUCUUGGAAGUAUGUCAAAAAUUCUGAAGUGUGCAGCCAAUGAUGAUGUCAUUACUGUAAAAGCCCAGGAUGAUGCAGACACCGUUACUUUUGUUUUUGAAGCCCCUAAUCAAGAGAAAGUUUCUGAUUAUGAAAUGAAGCUAAUGAACCUAGAUACCGAACAUCUUGGAAUACCUGAUACAGAGUAUAGUGUCGUCAUCAAGAUGCCUGCUGUAGAGUUUCAGAGAAUCUGUCGUGACCUCAGCCAGAUAGGGGAUUCUGUGGUAAUUUCGUGCUCAAAGGAAGGAGUUAAGUUUUCAGCAAGUGGUGACCUUGGCACUGGAAACAUUAAGUUAUCACAGACUGCAAAUGUAGACAAAGAGGAAGAAGCAGUGAUCAUUGAUAUGCAGGAAGCAGUAACCCUAACGUUUGCCCUUCGUUACUUGAAUUCCUUUACUAAAGCCACUCCGCUGGCAGCUCAAGUUCAGCUCUCGAUGUCUGCUGAUGUUCCUCUUGCUGUGGAAUACAAGAUUGCUGACAUGGGUUACAUGAAAUAUUAUCUUGCACCAAAAAUUGAAGAUGGUGAUGAUAAUUAGUUACUGAAGAAGCUGAAGUGAAAUACUUGUUUUGGAUUUCAAUCAUAUGUGAAUGUAAAUAAUUCUUGUCCUUGUUUUAUUUUGUUUUCUCCAGAUAGAAACAAAAGAAAUAUUAAGAUAAAUGGUUUUUGUUUGUUUUUUCUUUCACCAUUUUUUACACUUGCCUGAACAUAGAAAACAAAUUACAGUAAUAAAAUUUUGGUGAUAUUAAGUACUAUUAAUGAAGUUGAGAAACAAGUAAACUGUAAAAACAUAAAAUGUGAGUAAUAUUACUUUUAUAAUUAAUACCUGCUACUGUACAAUGUCUCCUUUUAAAGGGCCGUCUUAAUUAAUUAGGGUUUAUAAUAUGUUGCAAGUAGCUUAUCUAGUCUCGGAAAUGUUACUUUUAGUAAAAGUAAAACAAUUUUUAACAAAAUAAAUUUGCCACUAUAUUAUUAUUAAGA
Molecule: messenger RNA, 1400 nt
Organism: Limulus polyphemus (Atlantic horseshoe crab)
Lineage: Eukaryota; Metazoa; Arthropoda; Merostomata; Xiphosura; Limulidae
Product: proliferating cell nuclear antigen-like
Exons: 6
Coding region: 172-957 (261 amino acids)
Biological process (GO): translesion synthesis; leading strand elongation; mismatch repair
Cellular component (GO): PCNA complex
Molecular function (GO): DNA polymerase processivity factor activity; DNA binding
Source: RefSeq, a predicted model, not a curated record